GCAUCGUAUGCCAGGAAUCAGUUGAAGGUCAUGGGGUGGGUAUCACAACGCCAGAUAAUUUUACCAUCAUAUUCUACGAUUCCUUCUGCAGAACUGCUGCUAAUGCUAUAGAAAGACAAGUCUACGUUGACUUCGUAAACCAUUUUUCGUUAGACGCAGAAGCUAGAAGCUGCUAUAAGGUAUAUAACUCAACAGAAGUGGUAACUCCCUAUAACUGUUUAAGUAAAACUAUUCGUAACAGUUGUGUGUUUGGUAUGACGGGAGGAUGUACUGCACUAAUGACUCAAAACAAUGAGGUGUUAGUAUUAGACUGUCCUGAUCAAAGUCAGAAGCCUAUCCAGAAGAACUGUUUUUAUCUACACACUCCAGAUAAUCAAAUACACACCGUUUGUCAAAAGAAAGUGGAGGAAAGGUGCAUAGGAGUAGUUACACCAAGUAAUUUGACUGUUUUGUUCGAAUGUUUCUUCUGUUCAGAAUCUAUGGAAUAUGUUUACUACAAUUAUGAAAGGCAAAAGAAGUUCCGAUGGUUUGUUAAAAGUUACCUUGAGAAUGAAUAUAUAGGAAAAAAUUCUGCUUUACUCAAUCUUAAAUAUGAAGUAUUCAAUAAUAAUUUAGAUUCAUCCAGUAGUUUGGACACUUACUCUUACUGGGUACCAAAAACUAGUUGUCUUGGUAUUACCUUAGAAAGCAACGAGACCAUUCUGUUGGAGUGUAUGGUUCUGAAGGAAAAACAAGAACAGCCUGGAUGCUUCCAAUUGAUCACAGCAGAAAAUGAAAAGCAAUCUGUGUGCACAGAAAUAUUGAAUGAGGCUUGUGUUGGACUAACGACUCCUAAAAAUUUGUCUGUAGCUCUAGCCUGCUAUAACACAGUUGAAAAUUAUAGAACCGAUGUCAACAGACCGGAAUGGCUAUUUAUUCUUCAUACACUCAAAGAUUUCGUAAAUAAUAGAUACGCAUUUCAUAUUGGUGAUUAUUUUGAUGCAUUUAGAGAAACCGAAAAUAACAAACGGGAAACUAAAAAAUAUCAAGUACGAAAACUAAAGGAUCAGCCAAACUGUACAGGGAUACUAACAGAAACUGAAAAAAUAGUACUGAGUUGUACUGAAGGGAAAAUCGAACAAAAUGGUUGUUUUAAUGUGACUAAUCUAGGACAGGAAUCAAAUAAUGAAGUGUUAGAUAAAGAGGAAAAGGUCGAAAGCGUGUGUGUAAAAGUUUUGAAUUCACAAUGCGUUGGGGUUAUAACGCCAGAUAACUGGAUUUUGCCAUAUUCCUGUGCUCCUCCUGUCGCCUAUGUUAGUCGUGGAGGGGCAGCAGUGGUAACCUCUGGAUACAUUUCUAAUAGCAUACCUCCAAAACUACCUAUUAGGCUGAGAAGAAGUUAACAAUGAAAAAAUAUAUAUUUACUUAUUUUGUCAUAAUAAUUUGAUAAUAAAACUGAUAGUAUUAUAUUUCA
Anoplophora glabripennis (Asian longhorned beetle) is the source of this 1453-nucleotide messenger RNA. RefSeq lists its product as uncharacterized. Lineage: Eukaryota; Metazoa; Arthropoda; Insecta; Coleoptera; Cerambycidae. The transcript is spliced from 4 exons. The record is from RefSeq and is a predicted model, not a curated record. Bases 255 to 1382 code for a protein of 375 amino acids.